AUGGUUUGUGAAAAAACUAAGAAGAGUGUUACUGAGCCAAGUAUUUUCAAACAGAAUAUGCGAACACACACCAAUGACAAGCUUUUUCGUUGCAAGAAAUGUAAGAAAACCUUCACCUGUUCAAGUCGUCUCAAACGGCAUAUGCGAACACAUACCGAUGAGAAGCCUUAUCAUUGUGAGCAGUGUGAGAAGAGUUUUACCUCUUCAAGUAGUCUCAAAUUUCAUAUACGAACACAUACCAAUGAGAGGCCUUAUCAUUGUGAACAAUGUGAAAAGAAUUUUACCCAAUCAAGUCAUCUCAAAUGUCAUAUACGAAUACAUACCAAUGAGAGACCUUAUCAUUGUGAACAAUGUGAAAAGAGUUAUACCGCAUCAAGUAGUCUCAAACAACAUGUACGAACACAUACCAAUGAUAAGCCUUAUCGUUGUGAGCAAUGUGAAAAAAGUUAUUUCACAUCAAGUCAUCUCAAAUGUCAUAUACGAACACAUACCAAUGUGAAGCCUUAUCGUUGUGAGCAGUGUGAGAAGAGUUUUACCUCUUCAAGUAGUCUCAAAUAUCAUAUACGAACACAUACCAAUGAGAGGCCUUAUCAUUGUGAACAAUGUGAGAAGAGUUAUACCUCAUCAAGUUAUCUCAAAUAUCAUAUACGAACACAUACCAAUGAGAUGCCUUAUCAUUGUGAUCAAUGUGAGAAGAGUUUCACCUCAUCAAGUCAUCUCAAAUAUCAUAUACGAACACAUACAAAUGAGAGGCCUUAUCAUUGUGACCAAUGUGAAAAGAGUUAUACCACAUCAAGUCAACUCAAAUAUCAUAUACGAACACAUACCAAUGAGAGGCCUUAUCAUUGUGAACAAUGUGAAAAGAGUUAUACCACAUCAAGUCAACUCAAAUGUCAUAUACGAACACAUACCAAUGUGAAGCCUUAUCGUUGUGAGCAGUGUGAGAAGAGUUUUACCUCUUCAAGUAGUCUCAAAUAUCAUAUACAAACACAUACCAAUGAGAGGUCUUAUCAUUGUGAACAAUGUGAAAAGUAUUUUACCACAUCAAGUAAUCUCAAAUAUCAUAUGCUAAAACAUAACAUGGUAAAACCUUAUCAAGAGGAAAUCUCAAAUUUAUUUACUUUGCAUAAUAGCUUAAGCACGAGAAGACGUCAAAAUAAACCUGAAAAUUGUUUUUGCAUAAAUAAUGGUAAUUCAGUAGAGCAGUUUUACUGUCGUCAGUGUGAGUCUAUAUACAGUCAAUUAUCUCAUGAAAGAAACUCAUUAAUUAUUCACACAGAGAAGAAAUAUACAUAUAGAUGGAAAUCCAUAAAUGGUGAAAAUCAGUUCACUGUCACACUCAACAUACAAGAUGAGUGUUCAAAUGUGGAAGAACAGAAACGAUUGUUUAUUACGCAUACUGGGUUCAUUGUUGAGAAGAGAAUUCACAAACAAAUAGAAGAAUUCAGAUUGUACAGCCACAGGGUUGAUAAGUGCUGA
Saccoglossus kowalevskii is the source of this 1479-nucleotide messenger RNA. RefSeq lists its product as uncharacterized. NCBI's taxonomy places the organism in Eukaryota, Metazoa, Hemichordata, Enteropneusta, Harrimaniidae. Gene Ontology annotation, molecular function: zinc ion binding; DNA-binding transcription factor activity, RNA polymerase II-specific; nucleic acid binding. Gene Ontology annotation, cellular component: nucleus. Gene Ontology annotation, biological process: regulation of transcription by RNA polymerase II. The record is from RefSeq and is a predicted model, not a curated record.